AUGGAUCCAACUGAAAUGGACACAGGUAAACUAAGUCAGCUACUUAAGCAGAUUUUGUGGCAAUACCAAUUGAUAAGCCAGACCCUUUUGUGCACUGACCUUCAAGAUAAGGAUGUUACAGGUACAUGGGUAUCUACAAUGAUCAUGCUGUGUCAAGAGUUUAAUGGGGUUCUUUGCCAACAUUUGGAACAUGUUACAGGGAUGCUACAAGCCACUUGCCAGCAACUGCAUGUUCUCCUUGACAAAGAGAAACCUUGCUUUUGGAGACAAGAAAUUCAUGCUUUCAUAGACUGCCUGGAGAAAAUAAGUGAAUAUUUGAGGAAUGCUGUUAUACAUCUUCAGAAAGAGGAAAAAGACAUAGUUAACUUACAUGCCAUGAAUCAUGAAUAUAUUUCACUUUAUACACAAUCUAUCAUUCAAAAUACCUGCAGUGGAACAAACAUUUCUGAAAAAGGGAAAAUGGAUUAUAUGGAAACAGUUCCUGAUUCCAGUCAACGAUUUCCUCAAAUUUCUCCCUCAAAGGAAGGAGAAAUUCAUAGUAUGAGCCAAAUCCAGAAACAAGAAAACAAAAAACUGAUUACUUCUACAUUUGUGGAGAAAGAAAAGAUCUCAUCAUUGAACGGAAAUGUCAUGAGGCAAGAAAUGGAAUGCACUGAAAUGUCCUCAGAAAAUAUGGCAGAUAAGGAUUGUAAACAAAUACAGGAUAUUAUUGUAGAGAAAAACAGUACAAAGAGUGAAGAGAUUAAUGCUACAAAAUCUAGUAAAGAACUUCCAGAAAGAGAAUUUCAAAGUGCUAUGGAGAAUCUGAAUGAAGAUAUGACAGUGGCUCUGAUGAAUGAUAUUGAUAAUAGAUAUGGGGGGAAAGUCCUUACAAAUGAUUCAGAAAAUCCAAAUGAAACAGAUCAUGUUCUGGAAAAGGAAUAUCUUGUUACUCCAAUUCAUGAGACCAGCCCCAAAGUAGCUUGUUAUAUCAUAGCACCAUCACCUAUACUACAGAACCUGACCUGCCAGAUAACAAAUAGUAUUAGUUCCUUGGUAGUUAAUGAUACUGAAGAAUUGGUCAGCAAUGUCAUCACUGUUGAGUACUCAGACCAGGAUAAGAGAAUACCAUUUCCAAUCAGCAUCGCAAUCCCAUUUAGUGCACGCUACCGGGGAAAUUACAGAGACAUCAUGGUGAAAGUGUCUGACAGAGACCUUCAAUCAAGUUAUAUAACCCCAAGUUCACUGGAAGGAACCCGAGAGAGUCAUAAGGGAACCUGGGCUGAAGUAAAGGUUUAUAAGCUUGGCAUCUUCUCUGUGGUAUCAUGCCUGAAGAAAGAAUCCUUCAUGGUUCCAAAGAAAGGCCUUUCUCUAAAGCUCAGCAUGGAUCCCAGGAUCUCCUUAAGUUACCCCUUGGGAGUUUUCAGCUCUUCAAUCCUUGUACAGUUAAAGGUCCAGCCAAUUGAUCCUUCACUAGUGUCAACAUUAAAAAUGAAACAAGAUCUUUAUUAUUCAGUAGUAUCAACAAGCCCUUUAAUUCAUCUCCAACACCCAGCAACACAUCCUUUUCAUAAACCUGUCACUGUCAUUUUGCCCUGUUCUCCAAGGACAGAGAUAAAAAUGCAUGAUGCUGAGACAGACCAUAAAAGGACAACUAGUGCUACUUCUAGAAAGCUCACAACUUCCUACCCCAUCCGGGCCAAGAGUGCUUCUAUACGAAAACCCGGGGACAAUGUCAGUGAGUCCUUGAAACUACUGGGUUUCAGAAGCAGAGAGGGAAGUUGGUUUGUCCUUGAUGAUAUUGUUGUGAGAAACGUGCACAGUGGAAUUGUAUCAUUUGAAUUGCAUGAACAUUUAGACAGAUUUCUCGUGCUUCGCCUUUCUUCCACCAUGGACAAUUCCCAUCUAGUCUUUUUGGCAAAGUGUCUAGAGGAAGCUACCUUGAGUACCAUGGCCUGUAUAGUGCUAUAUCGGAAUAAAGAAAACCCUCAUAAAGCAGUUGUUUCACUAGUGCCUUCUAAAGAUUUGACUCAGGAGCUUCAGAGCCUGCAUAAGAGAGGGUUUAGUGGGCCUCCAGAGCCAUCCCAGUUUUUCCAAAUGAGAGAAGGAGAACAGAUUAUUUUAAGGUUUAAUGGCAACAUUUUUGCUUCAAGUAAUGGGAAAGAUUAUGGAAAAGACUACAAGCUUAUUUUUCAUUUACAAAGAAAGGCCAGCCUGGAACUCCAGCUCAAAGAGGUGGAUGAAUUUGGCAACUACAGCUCCCCUCACUACAAGGGUACAGUUGCAGUUUACAAAGUACCCAGAGAAAAAAUAGCCAAGAACUUGAAUCAACCACUUAUACUUAAUGACUUUGGGCAUCAAUUGCCUACUUGCAAAUUACCAUUGAAUUUACCUAAGCAUGAAAAAUUAAUCAAACAUCCACAGAGCACUAAGCGAAUGUCUACAGAUCCUUCAGAAGCCCUUUGGGAAAACUUGCUGUACUGGUUGGCUGAGGAAAUGUCUGAAGAAAAUGCAGCAUCCCUUGCUGCAUCCCUUCCUCUCCGGCGGAGCACCAUUCAACUUGUCAAACUGAAGAAUCCUGAUAAUCUAACUGAGCAGAUCUAUGAAUUUCUUUCCUUCUGGAAGAAAACCCUCCCAACAUCAGUCGAUAAACAACGGCUUCUAUCUCGUCAUCUCCGAAAGACUGGCAGGAGUGAUCUUUCAGAACAGCUCAAAUACAAGUGGGAGAAUAAGGUAUUCACAGAACUUCAGCUGGGGUCAGAUGAGGAGCAGUAAAACCUUGGUUUUCCAUUUCUUUUCCCUUAGGGAAAAAUGUUAAUGUAAAUCUUGGAGAGAGUUUCUGUCAAAAUUAUAUUACCAGCUUUCAUAUAACAUAGUUGAAAGUGCAUUUAUUUGAUAGAUGGGCUAUUAAGUUAAUUAAGACAAACAGAAGGGCUAAUCAGACAACAAAUGGAAAUUUGGAGAUUUGAGUGCGUCUUCAUGGUUCAGCAAUUCAUUUUCUGUAAACUCAAUUCCCUUUGGUAUGCCCAACACAACAGCUUUAGCCAGUGUUCCCCACUUACAUAUUAAUGGCCUUUGUUGUUUAUUUUCUUAGUAUGAAAAUGUAAAUGCCAUAUAUGACAUAUGACUCAUUGUUUAGUUUUAUUACAUGGAACAAAACUAGUCAACCAUGAGAUCUAGAAGCCAAAAGACCACUCCAAACUCCAUAAGAUGUCCCAUAGACACAGCUAGAAAUCAUACACAUUGAAGCAUCCGGGUUAGAUGUUCUUGACACAGAUAUUUGAAGAUAAAAGUGCCAAAAAUAAACCCAUUUUGAAAUUUAUAAACAGAGGAAAACUUUACAUGCUCAAAUUUACACAUUUAGAAUUUAUAUUCAUUUAGAGUUAGCCUGGUCUAAAACUCUCUUUUGUAUUACCCAUGAAAAGUAGGAUUGCUAACAGAUCAAAUGUUAGGCAGGAAUCUAAGAGCCUUUUGAGCUAUUUAAGAAAACCAGCCACUUCAAACUAUUUUGACACUUUAAAUCAUUUGCACUCAAAUGAUUUAUUAUUCCUUAUGUAGUAUCCAUGAGAUAAGCAUGGUAUAGUAGAUAGAAAAUUGCUCUCAGAAACAGGAAAACCUGAGUUCAAAUACUUCCUCUGAUACAUAGUGGCUGUGUGACCCCAGGCAAGUCACACUUAACCUUUUAGAGAUUUCGGCAGCUCUCUAAGAUCAUAAAUGACUGAGAAGGUGCCGAUUUGCCUUGGUAGAGUUUUCUCAUUUGGGCGUUCCUUGUAUUAGUAAAAUCACAGGUUCCUAUUUCUUCCUAGAUAUAUGAACCUUGCCACUUCAUUAAAGAAGAUUCACUACUUUCUACACAGAAAAGCUACUUUGAAAUAUUUUGUUCUAGGAAAGGGAAGGAGGAAAUAAGUACACAGCACUAAGGAUGCCAAACAUUGCUAAGUGCUUUUUUAUAAAUAUUAUCUCAUUUGAUCCAUACAGCAACCUUGGGAAGAAAGUGCUAAUACUAUUUCCAUUUUA
Molecule: messenger RNA, 3996 nt
Organism: Dromiciops gliroides (monito del monte)
Lineage: Eukaryota; Metazoa; Chordata; Mammalia; Microbiotheria; Microbiotheriidae
Gene: DTHD1
Product: death domain containing 1
Exons: 10
Coding region: 1-2754 (917 amino acids)
Biological process (GO): signal transduction
Molecular function (GO): protein binding
Source: RefSeq, a predicted model, not a curated record